AUGGCCGACAACGACGUAUACACAGGCCCGCGCAACCCCAAAGUCGCCCUCCUGGCCGCUCAGCUCGCUGCGCCUUCCACAUCCACCUCCCGAUCUCGCUCAGACAGAGACGAUGAGGACCUGGACGACGAUGAGCUCUUCGCGCAGCUCGAAGCCGAGAUCGAGGAUGACGAGGCCAAAUUCCGCGAGCACGGCGUCAAGGAGCUGCAGCGCGAGAUGGAGCUCAUGAAGCAGAUGCGCGAGGACAACCACGGGAAGUACACCGAGAUGUCGGACGAAAAGCUCGUUAUUCGGACCAGUGCGACCGAGCCACGCUGCGUGAUCCACUUCUACCAUUCAAACUUCCGGCGAUGCGAGAUCAUGGACAAGCACCUCGCUGCCAUCGCACCGAAAUAUUUCCACACGCUCUUCCUCCGCGUGUUCGUCGAAAGCGUGCCUUUCCUCGUCGAAAAGUUGGGCGUAAAGGUCCUCCCGUGUGUCAUAGGCUUUGUGAAUGGCGUAACGAAGGAUCGAAUUGUCGGCUUUGAGGAACUCGGAAACAAGGACUCCUUCUCCACCGCCACUCUCGAGCUCCGGCUGCAGCAAUCCGGCGUUGUCAUCAAACCCUCAGAGUUUGUACCUGCGGUUCGAAAUGUGACAUCGACUGUCUCUCGCAGCCGCUUCCGACAAGAGCGCGACGACGACUCCGAUUUCGACCUCGAUGACUGA
Messenger RNA from Heterobasidion irregulare TC 32-1, 708 nucleotides. RefSeq lists its product as uncharacterized. Gene Ontology annotation, cellular component: cytoplasm. The transcript has 7 exons. The record is from RefSeq and is a predicted model, not a curated record. Bases 1 to 708 code for a protein of 235 amino acids. NCBI's taxonomy places the organism in Eukaryota, Fungi, Basidiomycota, Agaricomycetes, Russulales, Bondarzewiaceae.